AUGGAGUUCGAUAACAGCGUGUUGACGCGGCGUGUGGACGGUGGUAAAGCGGACGCAGCCGAGGCUCGAACCCGGCCACACAUGACUCUCCACUGCACACAGUGUAACACCGUGAUGGCGGAUUCCCUCAGCAUCUGCGGGGAGAUCACAUGCAUGAACCUGAUCGUGUGUCUGCGAGCGACCUCUGACGUUGUCAUCAGUAAUACAAAGGAGUCCGGACAUAAAGGAGAAAUGGCAAAUUGCAUCUACAGUUCUCUAAAGUGUCGUGGCUGCCGCUCUUCUGUGGGCAAAGUGAUUCACUCGGCUCCGUCGCAUUGGGCCUCGAUUCGCUCGCUCUUCCUCCUCCACAGAGCAAACAUCACCUGCUACAUCCUCGACAGCAGGUCAAUGGUGAAAGCUUCCACAAUCAAAUUGGAUCUGAAGCCACUCAAACAAAACAUCGAUGAGGUGAGGAAGCAGUUCCAGGCGCAGCUGGAUCGGAUGUUGUGUCUGAAGAGCCGACUGGCUGACCGCAGCGUUUCCAGCGUCUUGGAGAAGUAGACCCGACUGCACCUGGU
Limanda limanda (common dab) is the source of this 557-nucleotide messenger RNA. RefSeq names its product opa interacting protein 5 (gene oip5). NCBI's taxonomy places the organism in Eukaryota, Metazoa, Chordata, Actinopteri, Pleuronectiformes, Pleuronectidae. The record is from RefSeq and is a predicted model, not a curated record. Gene Ontology annotation, biological process: chromosome segregation; CENP-A containing chromatin assembly. Gene Ontology annotation, cellular component: chromatin; nucleus; chromosome, centromeric region. The transcript has 5 exons. Bases 1 to 540 code for a protein of 179 amino acids.